AUGGCGACUUCCAAGAGAAAGCAUGUGAAAGGUGGCACGUCUGUGGCCCCUACAGGGUACACUGCUAUACCAGUGAAAUUCUCUGAAAAGCAUCAAUCUCCUCACUACCUCUAUGUGAAGGAGCACAAAGUCAGGGAGAAUACAGAUCCUUACAGACCUCCAAACCGUACGCUUUUCAUCCUCAAUGUCCCACCAUAUUGCACAGAGGAAUGCUUGUCAAGGCUGUUCUCUGGCUGCUGUUCUGUACAGUCCGUGGAGAUGUGUGAAAAGCCAAAGCUGGGAGAAAAGCCAGAAGCAACUGAGUCCAAGUUCUUCAACACUAAGACAUUGUUGGGAUUCAAGGUGGCCUAUGUGGUGUUCAAGAGUCCAGCUGGUGUACAGGCUGCCCAGUCUUUAUCAGCACAAGGGCCCCUGGUGAUAUCUUCUGUCAAUCAUCCUGUGCAAACUGGAAUUCACAAAUGGAUUGCCAGGUAUACUGCUUCCGUUGUGGAUCCUGCUGAGUUGAAGAAAGAGGUGGAUGUUUUCAUGCAAGCCUAUGACCAGAAGGUUGCCGAGGAAGAUGCAAAAGCUGAAAAUGAAGAUGGUAUCCCAGAUGAGGAUGGGUGGGUGAAGGUGACAAGAAAAGGUCGAAGGCCUGGACUUCCACGGACUGAGGCAGUCAACUUGCGGGCGCUGGAGAGAGAGAAGCGCAAGAGAGCACGCAAGGAGCUCCUCAACUUCUAUGCUUGGCAGCAUCGUGAGACUAAGAGGGAGCACAUAGCCCAGCUGAGGAAGAAAUUUGAAGAGGACAAACAGAAAAUUGCACUCAUGCGAGCACAGAGGAAGUUCCGGCCAUACUGAAUCUCCAGGCGAUUCUAACAGAAGGGGAGCCACGCUGAGAAGUUCACAGGCAGAAAGGUUUUCAUGGAGCUUCUGGGAAGCCAACCUGAAUAUCUGCUUGUUUCCCAUCACUGUCCCCUGGACUGUGACUGAUGAAGUUGGCAGUUCUAGAAUCCAAACAUGAAACCAUCUUUGCUCAAGCUGUGUAAUGCUGGCAGAUCACAAAUGGGCAACCCGGCGAUAGCUCUGCAGAGCUGCCUUCUUGGAUAUCCCUGGCACAAACUUGAUUUCACCUAAUUACAUACCAGGGUAUUUCUGAUGCUGUUUGACUAUGAAAUAAAACAGCUAUAGACUUUAAAUUGUAAAUAAAUGUUGCUAUUCCUUUCUCCCCAUCUUCACUGGCCUAUUUGCUGUAUACUUGGUUUGCUGGAUAACUUACACGUCAGACUUGGAAGCAGAAUGCACAAGAAUAGUUGCUUUGCUAACUUCUACCAAAAUGCCAAAAACAGUUGAUAUGCUGAUUGGCUGCCCAGGUACGCUGAGUGUUUUAUGUAGCAGUGUGUUGGAGCUAUGGUGUUCAGGGGAACAAUGGUUCUGCUAGGAUAUGGGUUGCAGUAACAGAGUAAAGGGUAACGGUGGUUGUAAUAGUAACUGUGGUUGUUGAGGUCUCUGGAGAGACGGCACA
This is a messenger RNA of Eublepharis macularius, 1504 nucleotides long. RefSeq names its product ribosomal RNA processing 7 homolog A (gene RRP7A). The record is from RefSeq and is a predicted model, not a curated record. The coding region runs from base 1 to 840 and encodes 279 amino acids. The transcript is spliced from 7 exons. Gene Ontology annotation, biological process: ribosomal small subunit assembly; rRNA processing. Lineage: Eukaryota; Metazoa; Chordata; Lepidosauria; Squamata; Eublepharidae. Gene Ontology annotation, molecular function: nucleic acid binding. Gene Ontology annotation, cellular component: UTP-C complex; CURI complex.